AUGCCUGCGCUCUGGGCUCUGCUGGUCCUCGGCUGCCUGCGGCUCGGCUCAGCUGUGGACCUCCAACCCCAGCUGGCCAGCGUCACUUUUGCCACUAACAACCCCACACUUACCACCGUGGCCUUGGAGAAGCCACUCUGCAUAUUUGACAGCUCUGCCGAGCUCAUUGGCACCUACGAAGUCUACCUCUACGUCCUGGCUGAGACGGCCAGCCUCAGGAAUGCCUCAGUGCAGGACCACACAGGUGCCCCGCUGAGCUCAACCUUCCGGCAGACGGAGGGUGGGUACACAGGCCCCUACAGAGCCGCAGCCUUCCAGCUACAGUCCUGCAGUGACCUACCCAGCCUGGAUGCCGUCGGGGAUGUGUCCCAGGCCUCGGAGAUCCUGAACGCAUACCUAGUCAAAGUGGGUGCCAACCGAACCUGCCUGUUUGACCCCAACUUCCAGGGCCUCUGCAACCCGCCCUUGUUGGCGGCCACAGAGUACAGGUUCAAGUACGUCCUCGUCAACACGUCCACGGGUUUGGUACAGGACCAGACCCUCUGGUCAGACCCCAUCCGCACCAACCAGCUCACCCCGUAUUCGGCAAUCGACACGUGGCCAGGGCGGCGCAGCGGCGGCAUGAUUGUCAUCACGUCCAUCCUGGGCUCCCUGCCCUUCUUCCUGCUCGUGGGGUUCGCGGGCGCCAUCGUCCUCAGCUUCGUGGACCUGGGGAGUCCAGAUGGGGAGACGACGCAUGACUCCCAGAUCACGCAGGAAGUGGUCCCCAAGUCCCUGGGGACCUCGGAGCCUUCCUACACAUCUGUGAACCGGGGGCCUUCCCUGGACAGGGCUGAGGUGUAUUCCAGCAAGCUGCAGGACUGA
This is a messenger RNA of Elephantulus edwardii (Cape elephant shrew), 864 nucleotides long. RefSeq names its product uroplakin 3A (gene UPK3A). The record is from RefSeq and is a predicted model, not a curated record. NCBI's taxonomy places the organism in Eukaryota, Metazoa, Chordata, Mammalia, Macroscelidea, Macroscelididae. The transcript has 6 exons. Bases 1 to 864 code for a protein of 287 amino acids.